GAAUAAUACGAUAUAGAUAAUUUGGCUCCCGAUACGUGUUAACAAUUGAUUUACUUUAUCGUUUAAUACUGCAAGAUGAAAUUAUUAACUCACAAUAUGUUGACAUCAAACAUUAUAAAGGGUGUAACAAAAGGAUACCCCUUAAAAAUUGAGUGCCAACAAAUUGAAAUAGUCGAAACAGAAUUUAAUAAGGAAUUUUUGGAAAAAAUGAUUCCUAAAAUUGAUUAUGGAGUGCUUUGUAGAGCUGCUGAUCAGAUUGGUCAUUUAGGGGAUUUACCUAAAGUCUUACCCGAAACCUCUGACUAUAAUGAAGAAUUCAUGAAAGAAUUACACCGUGUCCUUUUAAAAGUAGAAAUUAAAGAGGGGAAUUUAGUAUGUCCUGAAACAGGACGUAAGUUUCCUGUAUCCAAUGGAAUACCUAACAUGCUUUUGAAUGAAGAAGAAGUUUGAAAAAAUCGCAUUUAUUUAUUCUUAACAUAAUGUUGUGAAUUUUUUCUAGCCUUUUUGAAGUCUUCGUGAUAUUUUGUUAUUUGUUUAAACAUGUGAAAAAGCGUCAAAUACAAAUUUGCAAUCUUGUCAUUUGUUUUAAUAAAGUAAUACUACUUUGCUUAUUCUAAAAAUAUAUGGGUAAUGAAGACUAAGGCAAGCACGCUGUGCCAUAUAUACACAAGUAUAAUGAUAGCGAGAGUUCACAUUUGACAGAUGCAUUCGAUAUCCUUACG
Messenger RNA from Dimorphilus gyrociliatus, 722 nucleotides. Lineage: Eukaryota; Metazoa; Annelida; Polychaeta; Dinophilidae. The record is from the annotation of a GenBank genome assembly.